Messenger RNA from Pezoporus occidentalis (night parrot), 2112 nucleotides. RefSeq names its product EGF like domain multiple 6 (gene EGFL6). Gene Ontology annotation, cellular component: membrane. The record is from RefSeq and is a predicted model, not a curated record. Lineage: Eukaryota; Metazoa; Chordata; Aves; Psittaciformes; Psittacidae. The coding region runs from base 170 to 1801 and encodes 543 amino acids. The transcript is spliced from 12 exons. Gene Ontology annotation, molecular function: calcium ion binding.
UACGAUCGCGGCCGGAGGCGGCCCCUCUCCGCCCCUCCCCGCCCUGUUAAACAGCCUGGUCCCGCCGGCAGCCCGCUCUCCGCUCCUCUCGCCCCGGCGCCGAGGGCCAGCAAGCCCCUGCCUCACCGCCUCGGGGCCGGGGCCGGCUCCGGCUCCCCGCGGCUGGGCGAUGGUGCCGGCGCCAGGGAGUGCCCUGCUCGCCGCCCUCCUCGCCUCCUCUCUGGUCGCCGCGGGCAGCUCAACAGCUCAUGGGCAACUGGUGGCUGUGAGCCAGCCUGGCGUGUGUCGCUAUGGUUCCAGGUUGGAUUGCUGCUAUGGCUGGAAAAAGAACAACAAAGGCCAUUGCGAAGCUAUCUGUGGACAUGGCUGCAAGUACGGCGAGUGCAUAGGACCAAACAAAUGUAAAUGUUUCCUUGGAUUUACCGGGAAAGCCUGUAAUCAAGAUCUGAAUGAAUGCGGACUGAAACCACGUCCCUGUGAACACAGAUGUAUGAAUACACAUGGCAGCUAUAAGUGCUAUUGUCUCAACGGGUACAUGCUUAUGCCAGAUGGCACAUGUGCAAGUUCUAGGACAUGUGCCAUGGUGAACUGCCAAUAUGGAUGUGAAGAAGUCAAAGGAGAGGUGCAGUGUCUUUGUCCAUCGAGUGGCCUUCAGCUAGGACCAAACGGAAGGACCUGCAUUGACAUAGAUGAAUGCUCCACUGGCAAAGCUGUCUGCUCUCGCAACCGCAGAUGCAUCAACACGUUUGGAAGCUACUACUGCAAGUGCCAGCUUGGUUAUGAACUGAAAUAUGUCAGCGGCCGUUAUGACUGUGUAGAUGUAAAUGAAUGUGUGGCAAAUACACACAGGUGUAACCUCCAUGCAGAGUGCCUCAAUACCGAAGGAUCCUUCAAAUGCAAAUGUAAACAGGGCUACCGAGGAAGUGGAUUUGAUUGUGCUGUUAUCCCUGAAAAGUCAGCGAAGGAAAUUGCAAGAAUCCCUGGAACAGCUAAGGACACAAUUAAGAAACUCCUUGCACAUAAAAACGGUGUGAAAAAGCAGGAAACAAUCAAGAAUGCAAUCCCAGAAGCAGCCGUGACACCGUCUUCUAAGACACAGUUGCAGUUACUGGACUAUAAAGGUGGCGUUGAUCUUGGUGGGAGCUACAGUGAGGAGGAGAAACAAACUGAAGCUACUGAAGAAAAGGAGGCAGAAGAGUCAGAUGAAGAGGAAAAUGAAGAUUUUGAGAAUCAGAUCGACCAUGAGCAAAGACUUAGAGGAGAUGUCUUUUUUCCCAAGGUGAAAGAAGCAACUGCCUUUGGCCCUCUCCCUGCACAGAGGAAAGCUCCAAUGUCAAGACCAGAGCAAGAAGUUGAUUGUAGCUUCAGUCGAGGAGUCUGUGACUGGAAACAAGAUGCUGAUGAUGACUUUGACUGGAAUCCUGCUGAUAGAGAUAAAGGCGAUGGGUACUACAUGGCAGUUCCAGCUUUUGUGGGGCACAAGAAGGAUAUGGGGCGUCUAAACCUUCUCCUCACCAACCUGAAACCAAAGAGCAGCUACUGCCUGAUUUUCAGCUAUCGGCUUGCUGGUGAGAGAGUGGGGAAACUUCGAGUGUUCCUGGCAAACAAGAAACCUGCUCCUGUCUGGGAGGAGAACAAAGGAAAAGAUGAAAAAUGGAGAACUGGAAAAGUAGAGAUAUUUCAGGGGGCUGAAACCACCAAUAGUGUCACUUUUGAAUCAGAACGUGGGAAGGGCAAAACUGGAGAAAUUGGAGUGGACAAUGUUAUACUAAUUUCUGGUCUAUGCCCAGAAGAUACCUGAUAAUGGAUAUUUGACUGUACUGGAUUUAAUACUAUUUUUAAUAUUUGCCUUACUAGUAGUGUAUUUUUGUAUCAUUUUGUUCUUUAUAAAAAAAAAACAACAACAACAAAAAAAAAACAUAAAAACUGUGCAUUGAACUUAAUGCACCAAUGCAAACAGAAAAACUGACAUGUGCAAGAUGCAGAGUACACUUUUGUAGGAGUUAUUCUAAUACACGCUUUGAGGGUACCACUACAGUAUUUUAUCAUUGAAGGUCAGGGUUUCUAAAGUGUUGUCUAGCUUUUUUUACGAAAUUGACAUGCUUUGAUUUC